AUGGACUCGGAUCAAGAAUCCAUCAACUCCUUCAACUCGCGCGACUCAUACACGCAGGUGCCCCAGACGUACGUGCCGUCGGACGCGACCAGCGCCCGGCGCGCGGGGCGCCGGUCGUCCGCGUCAGCUUCGUCCGCGGUCGGCUCCGACCGGCUCCGUCUGGUCCCUACAGAGACCGUGAAAUCGCUACAAGACAUGGGUGUGACACCCGAGGCGCCGCUGCCGGACGUCAACGCGCCCACGACUGGCAAGGGCGGCGCCGCCAUCUUCCCUGAGGAAUACACUCUGGAGACCGCCACGGGGCUGGUGCCCGUGGCAACGCUGCAAUCGCUGGGCCGGACGCAAUCCGCGGUGUCGCGGACGCGCACGCGCGUGAUGCGCGAGGGCGCGGCCGCGAGACGCCGCGGGUCCGAUGCCGGCUCCGAGAACGAACAGAAACUCACGCUUUCCGACCACGGGUCCAAGUCCGGGUCCGGAUCCGGCGAGGGCGAGGGCGAGGGCGCUGCCGCCGGCGCGCCCGAGCUAGACCCUGAGAUCGAGUUUGUGACGUUCGUGACAGGCGACCCCGAAAAUCCCCACAACUGGCCCCUGUGGCUGCGUUGGGUGUACACGAUCCUGCUGUCGAUCCUGGUCAUCGCGGUCGCGUACGGCUCCGCGUGCAUCACCGGUGGUCUGGGCACGGUGAGCGACAAGUUCCACGUGUCGCAGGAAGUGUCGAUUCUGACCUGUUCGUUAAUGGUGCUCGGUUUCUCGCUGGGUCCUCUGAUCUGGUCGCCCGUGUCGGACUUGCUCGGGCGCCGUGUCGCUUACUUCAUCUCGCUGGGUCUCUACGUCAUCUUCAACAUCCCCUGCGCGCUGGCGCCCAACAUCGGGUGCCUGCUCGCGUGCCGGUUCCUGUGCGGCGUGUGGUCGUCGUCCGGGCUGUGUCUCGUGGGCGGUUCGAUCGCAGACAUGUUCCCUCCCGAGACGCGUGGCCGUGCCAUCGCGUUCUUCGCGUACGCGCCCUACUGUGGGCCUGUGUUCGGCCCGCUCGUUAACGGGUUUAUCUCCGUGGCCACGAACCGCAUGGAUCUGAUCUUUUGGGUCAACAUGGCGUUCGCAGGCGUGAUGUGGAUCAUCGUGGCGCUCAUCCCCGAGACGUUCGCGCCCGUGAUCCUGAAGCGCCGUGCCGCGCGCCUGCGUAAGGAGACCGGCAACCCCAAGAUCAUGACCGAGCAGGAGGCCCAGGGCCUCAGUGUGCGCGAGAUGGUCCAGGAUUGUCUGCUGCGUCCACUGUACCUGGCCGUCACGGAGCCCGUGCUGGAUCUCAUGUGCUUCUACGUGUGCCUCAUCUACUCGCUGCUGUACGCGUUUUUCUUCGCGUACCCCGUCAUCUUCGGCGAGCUGUACGGCUACAAGGACAACCUGAUCGGCCUGAUGCUGAUUCCGAUCCUGAUCGGCGCGUCCGUCGCGUUGGCCACCACCACCUUCUGCGAGAACCAGUACAUCAAGAUCACGCGCCGCCGCAAACCCACGCCCGAGGACCGUCUGUUGGGCGCCAUGAUAGGCGCGCCCUUCGCGGCCAUCGCCCUGUGGAUCCUCGGUGCCACCGCCUACAAGCACAUCAUCUGGGUCGGGCCCGCGUCCUCGGGUCUGGCCUUCGGCUACGGCAUGGUGCUCAUCUACUACUCUCUGAACAACUACAUCAUCGACUGUUACGCGGUCUACGCGUCCAGUGCCCUGGCCACCAAGGUCUUCCUGCGUUCCGCGGGUGGAGCCGCCUUCCCGCUGUUCACGGAGCAGAUGUACCACAAGCUGGGCCUGCACUGGGCCAGUUGGUUGCUAGCCUUCAUCUCGACGGCCAUGGUCGCCAUUCCCUUUGCAUUCUUCCACUGGGGCAAGGACCUGCGCGCGAAGCUGUCCAAGAAGAACUAUGCCUUCUCCGGCAUGGAAUAG
Messenger RNA from Lachancea thermotolerans CBS 6340, 1935 nucleotides. RefSeq names its product MFS transporter. Gene Ontology annotation, biological process: transmembrane transport; spermine transport. Gene Ontology annotation, molecular function: spermine transmembrane transporter activity. The coding region runs from base 1 to 1935 and encodes 644 amino acids. Lineage: Eukaryota; Fungi; Ascomycota; Saccharomycetes; Saccharomycetales; Saccharomycetaceae. The record is from RefSeq and is a predicted model, not a curated record. The transcript has a single exon. Gene Ontology annotation, cellular component: fungal-type vacuole membrane.